This is a messenger RNA of Yarrowia lipolytica CLIB122, 1590 nucleotides long. RefSeq lists its product as uncharacterized. Gene Ontology annotation, biological process: tRNA methylation. Gene Ontology annotation, molecular function: tRNA (uridine) methyltransferase activity. The record is from RefSeq and is a predicted model, not a curated record. Lineage: Eukaryota; Fungi; Ascomycota; Dipodascomycetes; Dipodascales.
AUGUUCACACCCACCGAUAUCAGCGGCGAGCCGUCCGCGGUCGGCACACAAUGGACGCCGUAUCUGUCGCACCCGGUCGACUUUGGGGCCCAGCACUUUCUCGAGGCCAUGCUCAACGUGAUCAGCCAGCCCAACAUCAACUCGUCGGUGAUCAUGAGAGCCGAUAUCAUUUCUGACUCGCUCAACAUGAUGCCGAACAUCAUGGGCACGGACAAGGCCAAUGAAGGGUUCAUUUUCGAUACCCAUGAAGGACCUGUCGACGACGACAAGAAGGAUACAGACAAGGACAAGAACACUCCAGUUCCUCCGAAUCUGCAGGAUUACGAGCCCCGACAAGUCGAGGUGACUCCCUGUCCAGUCAAACGAGUCAUUGUUCGUCGAAUCAUCCCCCGAAACCCCCAGAACGACUUUUCCGUCAACCAAACAUGCAUCGUCCACUCGGACAAGCCGUUGUGGGACUCUGACGGCAAAGAAACGUCCGAGGGCGCCAAAAUCGCCAUUUCCUACAUUUCGCACCACGACCAUCCCAAGUCGUGUCCCUACUACCUGCCCUGUGUCAAGGCCGUAUUGCUGUACUUUGACGGAAGUGCCAUCUCCGUCUACUACGAAAAGUAUACCGACUACGAGCUCUCGGCCGAGCAGGAGGAACGAUGCGGUCGAAUUGCCCUGCAUCUUCUCCACACUGUGUUCCGCCACUCGUCGGGUCAAAAGGCAGGCUACAAGAAACGGGUGCAUCACGACAUGAUCAUCGACCGAAUCAAGUUCCAGGACAGAUACAUCUACCUGAAGCAAAAGUACGCACAUUCGCUGGUGUCCUCAUGGGUCGAGUCCACAGACCCUCGCAAACACGUGUUUGAAGAUCUUGCCAUCGCCGCCUUUCUCAUCGAGCUGUGGGGCCAGAUGUACAAGAACAAGGACGAUAUUUAUUUCUAUGAUCUGGGCUGCGGCAACGGCCUGCUGGUCAACAUUCUAAUCAAGGAAGGCUACGUGGGCGAGGGAGUCGACGCGCGCGCACGCAAAUCCUGGCAGACCUACGAGCCCGAGGUGACCCAGAAGCUGCUGGAGAAAAUCGUGGUCCCCACGGUUCUUCUGGACCAAAUGGUGGGCCAGGCCCAAUACCUGCCCCCUCACGCUGCUGAGAAGCGACUCGCAGAAGCCAACGGUCUGGCCACGGAUCCCAGAGUGUUCCAGACUGCUGGGCUGCCCGAAAACGCAUUUCUCAUCGGAAACCACUCAGACGAACUCACCUGCUGGAUUCCGCUCAUGGACCGUCCCUUCAUGGUCAUUCCCUGCUGCUCCCACGCGUUGUCGGGCGAGAAAAAACGGUUCCCGCCCACCUCGUCGGAUCCCGAGGAGAAGUCAACGUACCGGUCGCUCGUGGGUCACGUGGAACAGCUGUCGUCGAAAAUCGGCUGGCAGGUAGAGAAGGAGUAUCUGCGAAUCCCGUCCACUCGAAACGCCGCAGUCAUUGGCCGAACCCGCGUCGAGCCCCAGAUGAACAUCUUUGAGAUUCUGUACUCGGAGGGAGGAGGAGAGGGCUGGGUCGAGAGAGCACGAGAUCUCUGUGCAAAAUCCCCGAGGAACCACUAG